UUUUUUACGUAAACUGUCAGUCAGUCGAUUAUGAACCUGCCAGUCUUUUGAAUGUCACGCACGUCAAUUCAGUCAGCCAUGUUUAUUUCUGUGGAAUGUGUUUGGAAAUGGUGGUAGUGAUAAAGAUUAUUAGAGCUGUGGAAACGUUUUCAUAUUUUUAUCGUUAUUAAAAGUGCUAGUGAAGCAUAAAUGUGUUUUUUGUGUUAGUGAGGUGAUAUUACUUCCACCAAAAUGAAUUGGGGCACAGAGCUUUGGGAUCAAUAUGAUAACUUAGCCGCCCAUACACACAAAGGAAUUGAGUUUCUAGACAAAUAUGGAACUUUUGUUAAGGAGCGGUGCGCUAUAGAAUUAGAAUAUGCAGCAAAACUCAGGAGGCUUGUCAAAAACUAUCAACCCAAAAGAAAAGAAGAGGACGAAUAUCAAUACUCAGCAUGUAAAGCGUUCAGACAGCUUUUACAAGAGCUGGGCGACUUCGCGGGUCAGCGCGAGGUGGUCGCGGAGAAUCUUCAGUCAAAUGUAGUUAGAGAGUUGCAUCUGCUCGCAAAGGAACUGCGAGAAGAAAGGAAGCAACAUUUAAAUGAAGGAGCAAAACAAAUGGCAGUAUUAAAUUCAGCGAUAGGUGCGCUCGAAAGAGCGAGAAGAGCGUACGAGCGCGCUGCGAGAGAAUCGGAGCGAGCGCUCGAAGCGUUUCAAAAGGCAGACGCUGAUCUCAACUUAAGUCGUGCAGAAGUAGAGAAACAGAAGGCGAACAUGAAACUCCGAAGUCAGGCGUGCGAGGACGCCAAACAGGAGUAUUCGGACCAACUACGAAAAACUAACGACGCCCAGCGGCAACACUACGAACAGAGGCUUCCGCACGUGUUCAAACAGUUACAGGAUUUAGACGAGAAAAGAAUAAAGAAUAUAAAGAAUUUCAUGUUAAGUUCCGUGGAUGUGGAGAGGAAAGUUUUUCCUAUUAUAAUGCAGUGCCUGGACGGUAUGGAACAAGCAGCUAAUAGUAUAAAUGAAAAAGAGGACACACAGUUAGUAAUAGAAAGGUACAAAUCGGGUUUCGUGCCGCCCGAGGACUUCGCGUUCGAAGCGAUGGCGGGUGGCGACGCGACGGACUCCGCGGCCGCCGCCCACCAUCAGAAUCACCACCACCACCUGAACCAUCUGACGGCAGCGCGCGGUACCGUAUCGGGGAACAGGAUCAAGAAGCGUGGCGGGCUACUCUCUAUAUUCAGUUCGAACAAGAACAACAUGUCUGUGGAUGGAAAGGAGGAUUAUUCAGAUUUGCCACCGAACCAAAAGAAAAAGAAACUACAGGCUAAGGUGCACGAGUUAAGUAAACAGGUAGCACAGGAACAAGCAGCGAUGGAAGGACUUAUGAAAAUGAAAGGUGUAUAUGAAACAAAUCCCACGUUAGGCGAUCCAAUGACUGUAGAAGGACAACUGAACGAGUGUUGCGACAAGUUAAAGAAAUUAAGGACACAAUUGCGUAAAUUCGAGGAGUUAUUGGCGGAGGCGAAUAAUCAAACGAGCGCGCCCACGUUACAUCCCGUCGCGCGAACUAACGGAGCCCCGCCCACCCAAGCUACCAGUAUCGGAUCAAACAGCGAAUCUUUGUCGCGUUCCGCGUCCGAGUCGUCAGUGAGCACGGGCACGGGCGCGGGCGCGGGCCCCGGUUCCACGUGCGGCGCGAACGGUCGCGCGGCCGGCGGCUCCCCCGAGUCCGGCCUCGGCGGGGACAUAGCGGCCGCGCACGCCGACCACGCGAACGGCGACCACGACCAAGACCAUGAGUCGGACUUUGAUUACUACUACGAGCCCGAUCUGCAGCCGCUCGGUUACUGCAAGGCGUUGUACGCGUUUGAAGCGAACGGCACCGGUUCCACGAUGCGUAUGGAGUGUGGUGAGAAACUUCUAGUGUUGGAGACGGACGCGGGCGAUGGGUGGACGCGCGUGCGUCGACAUCACACGCGCGAGGAGGGAUUCGUGCCCACCACGUACAUCGCCACCACACUAUACAGCGACGCGCACGCGCACUAGCCGGUAUGUACACUUACUUCGUCAUUAUCAUCAUCAGCCCUUUUACGUCCCCACUGCAGAGGCUCAGGCCUUCCUUAGGGGCCGUCCAUAAAUUGCGCUUUUGAGAUGAGUAUUAUUUUUUUAAGAUGAUGUGUAUCAUAUAUGCUACAUAACACCGAUAAUACAUAUAAUAAUGAAAAAGUGCAAUAUUAUGUGUUGUCAAGACAAGUUUCAACUAAUACGGGGCUUAGAUGUGGUAGGUUUAGUGACCUUUUAUUGCGUCCUGUGCAACUAAACUCGGUA
This is a messenger RNA of Diatraea saccharalis (sugarcane borer), 2313 nucleotides long. The record is from the annotation of a GenBank genome assembly. Lineage: Eukaryota; Metazoa; Arthropoda; Insecta; Lepidoptera; Crambidae.